Messenger RNA from Colletotrichum spaethianum, 594 nucleotides. RefSeq lists its product as uncharacterized. NCBI's taxonomy places the organism in Eukaryota, Fungi, Ascomycota, Sordariomycetes, Glomerellales, Glomerellaceae. The transcript has a single exon. Bases 1 to 594 code for a protein of 197 amino acids. The record is from RefSeq and is a predicted model, not a curated record.
AUGUUCGGUUCACCUGGUACACACCCCACGACGUACGAGCAGGAACGUGCUCGGGUUGGCAACGACUGGUCAACCUACUAUGCAAGCCAUCCUGACUUGCGUGGCAUUCCCGGGCUCGUGUUCCGAGGAACCCCUGGGCAGCCUGUUUCGAAUGGCGGUUGGGACGCCUUCGGACUCUUUUUCGACGGCAUCAGGGCCCCAUCCAAGGAGAAUCAACUCAAGGUUGCGUCAACCGCACGGAAUUAUUUCCAAAUCCUGUACAUGUGGCUUACCAGGAUCCCGGCUCAAGGACUCAUUGACCAAAACUUUCUUACAACGUUCGGAACUGACUAUGCCCAACGUUACAACAAGGACCCGCAGGCCUGCUGUUCUGAAGACAAUUUUAUCGUCAUGAUUACGUUUAUUGAGGCCAGGAAGGAAGCGACCGGCCGGCUCGUGGACCCUUCAGGUUUCGAAAGGCUUCUUCACUUUCUUGAUUUAUGUAUCAGGGAGACCAAGGAGCGUUUGUGGGACCUGCCACCCCGAAUACGAAAUGUUAUCGGUGAGACUACCUCAUCUUUGACACCAAAGUUUAGGGUCAGACUAACGAGAUGA